CAGGCAUCGCUAGGUGAGCUUGAUACAUGCGCCGGUGUGUCAGUGUUGCUGGACCCAUCACUAAUUUAGAGUAAUAGCUUGAUGUGUGUUUCAAAGGGUUUUUUUCAUAAGAGCUUCAAACAAACAGGUGACUGAUCUCGGAAACGAUUUAAUGCAUUUAAAAAUGGCUACAGCUACCGUCAGCAUGCUUGCUAGGUAGAGUACGGUAACGACUACACGUGGCUAGUGCAGCAUUAGCCAUUUAAUCCAACGAUGAUCAUUAAAUCUAUUAUAAACAUUUAAGGACUUGUGUGUUGCAAAAUAGCCUCACAUGGUGUGUAAAGCAGUUUUUGCGCUAAUAGUUCUGCUAGCUCUUUACAAACCUAUGAUGCUAACGUUAAUUGCUAACGUUAACCGGAGCGCUAAGCUUCAAGCUGCUGACGAACUCUAUCAAGACAUGCAGAUCAGCAUCAAUGUCAACGUGAAGAGCCGAGUUAUGUUGCCAGUGUCAACCCAACAAAAGGCACUUUCACAAUAUAUAAAAGAAGUGUUUGGAACUGAGGUGCUUCCUCAGGAGCUGCUUCAGUUGUUGGAGGAUGGAGAAGAGGACGCAGCCAUGACUUGUGAGACGGCGUCUGAGUCAGCUACUACUCACUGGGCGAUCAGAAACAUGGUGUCCUUGCAAAAGUGGAAAGAGGCCAGGCCUUGUCUUAUAGACAAUAUGUUAGCUACUCUGAAUCCACUGUCACACCGUGUGUGUCAGUGUGGCAAACAAGUAGUUGUGAGGUGUCUGGACUGCCUGCCUCUUCCAUUCCUUUGUGCUGACUGUGAUAUUGCAGUUCACACACGCUUUGUCCUGCACAACAGAGGCAGUAACAGGAGGGUUUUUGCAGCCUUCAUAAGUCUUAUGCAUUUCUUGCUAUGUACUAUGAGUGGUUGCUGUUAUUGUAUUUUUAUUGUGUAUCAGUCAAUUUCCAAUUCUUUUUAUAUAUAUAUUGUGUGUUUUUAAUGUUAGUUCGGCUGUUGCCUGUGCAAAGGCCAGACCAUGUGUGUGACUGCCCAGCAGGUAACUUUGAGGUUUCACCCGGCGCAGUUGUGGCUCUUGUAACCAUAAAUGGCCGUUAUAACCUUGCACUGCCAGUGGUGAGCUGCACCAGCUGUGACCUAAUGUGGUCCCCCUCAGUUAAGGACAUCCUGGGUAGUGGAUAUUGGCCUGGCACCUUAAAUUUCUGCACCCUGUUUUCAAUGGAUGUCUUUCUAUGACAUUAAGAAGGCUGGAUCAGGGAUGUCACUUAAGGCAUUUGUCAAAAUGCUGGAUGAAAGAACAGCCCAUUUUGGAAGGACUGGCCGAAUAUCAGCUGAUGCCUUCAGUAGAAGUUUCUUGGAGUGGAGUGCUGUAAAGUUUGAGGUGGACAGGAUGUGCAAGGAGCCAUGCUUUAGCUGCCCUGCCUGCACUCCAGACGUGCUUGCCGUCUCAGUUGAUGGAAACCGUAAGCUUUAUCGCUUUCAAUCAAAUACAAGCACUUCAGAGCAGGUGAACUUUGAAGGUGUCUUCAUUGAAAAAGAUGAGGAAGUUGCUGAGUUUAUGAAAUACAUCCAGAGACACACGAAUGAUGUCCCGGGGAAAGGGUUGUGCGGAUCUUCAUCUUGGACAGCAGCAAAGGAGUCGUCCAAAAAGUCCACUGGGAAGUUGGAUGAAGAGGGCAUGGAAAUAGCUGUUUGUUGCCACGGAGUCCUGUUAGCGGCAUUAAACAUGUUUCGAGGGGAGAUCUUUGCUUACCCUCUUUUUCUCCAGAGGAAGUUGGCAGCUAACGUCCCAGGACAUAUUACGUUCCUUUGCUCCGAUGUGGCCUGCAAAUAUUUCCCCUAUUUAACCAAGGUGGCUCAGCAGUGCCCUGAGCUGAGGAACCUCUUGUCAAUGCAUCCUUUUCUCUCCGUCAUGCAUGCAAAGGCUCACAUUUGGAAAUGCGAGAUCAAAUGGGGAGGUGCGUUUCAGGAUGGGGCCAGUUCUACAGUUGGAAAAGAGGUGGGACAAGUAAACAGUUUCCUGUCUAGGGCGGCCAUCACAACGAAGUACAUGUCUAAAGCAGGGCGAACAGACAUGCUGACCCUCCUGGCUUUGGGGUGGAACAAAAGGAAAGUGGAACAACUGGGCCGCAGUUUGAGCCAGAGAUAUCUCAAGAUCAUAAGGAUCCUUAGAGAACAAGUGGAGAGCCUGAAUGCGACCAAAAAUGAGCUGGGUGUGGAUGACGACACACUGCAGCAAUGGGUGGCCGAUGUGCAGAAAUGGGCUGAAGAAACUGAUCAAACUGAUGGCAGCCUUGGAGCGUUGCAGGCACGAAUAGAGGAGCUUGUCGUCAUCAUCAGAGUGCGAACACAGUCUUUACAGACAAAAUGGUGUCACAGUUUCUUUGAAAUGGACCGUUUGAUACUCAGUUUGUACAGCUUGUACAGCUACUUUGUAAACAGAAUAAAAUCAGAUCCAGCAACAAGAGGCGACACAGAAUUCGCAAGGUCAUCUUAGUUGAGAAGAAACGCUUGGCGGCUGCUGUUGACGACUACAACAAGCUUGCUGAACCAACAAAGCAAAUCGUAUCCAGUGAUGCCCUCAUGCAGACCGACGUUUGGCCCUGGCAGAGCACAAGUGAAUCUGCUGCUGACCUCCAGACAAAGAGAAAGGUCUUUGAGAAGGUGAUGGCUGUGAGGCGCCUGAGAGAGGAGGAGAUGAUCCUUUGUAGGGAGAUGCAGCAUCACUGGACAGUGUUGCGAAUGCGAUCUGUGGUGUUGGGGACAAUCUCCUCAGACUCCUCCCUUGUUGGCAUGUUGGAGGAUGCACAGAAGGGACUCUGUAGCCUGGUUUUAAAAUAACAAAGUGAACUGAAAGCUGAAAUGCUCAAAGUAAAGGACGUGUACAAGAGAAUCCUCAGCCACCAACCACUCCUGGAAAUGGACUCGGAGGAGGAGGAAGACAUUCCAGACGAUGCCACUGAGAGUGAUUUGAGCACUUCUGAUGAAGACUGGUUGUGUCAUCAUUGAUGUUAUGUUUGGUAAAAUAAA
Molecule: messenger RNA, 3036 nt
Organism: Oreochromis aureus
Lineage: Eukaryota; Metazoa; Chordata; Actinopteri; Cichliformes; Cichlidae
Exons: 14
Coding region: 1229-2503 (424 amino acids)
Source: RefSeq, a predicted model, not a curated record